GCUCUUUUUAGUCGAAGUAACAUGGAGACACCCUGGUUUUUCAUUGCCACUUAUCUGUUGCUACGAAAUCCGGUAACUGGUGUCCAGGGCCUCGACAACUCUACCUUCCAUUGCGAUAUCGACGCACGCUGUGACUGUUCACCAAAAGGAUUAUGGGAUACUAGAUGUCAGCUGAAUGGUUCUACAGGGUCACCAAAGCCUAUGGUGCUCUUCGAAUCCUUGGAUUUGUCGAGGAACGACCUACAGGACAUACCCACAGACUUUCUGGUGAAUCAAACUCAUUUAGUGAACCUGUCGUUAGCUUACAAUCAGAUAUCCGUUAUCAAAGAUGGUGCUUUUGGAAGGUUAUUCAAUGUAACUUUUCUAGAUUUAAGCUUUAACCCACUUCACAAAUGGGAAGGUAACGUCAUCAGCCAGCUUCCAAACCUUAAGACCUUAGUCGUGACCGGGAGUGUCUGGACACCAGAUAGUAACAUCUUGAAAAUUCCAUCUCUCGUAACUGUUUUGGGUGUAACCUGGAGCGACAAAUGCGCGAAUUGUACAUUGUUCAAGGCAGAGGUACCUUUUUCAUUAGCACCAAACGUGGAUCACAAUGAUGAAAGACCAACAAAGAAAUUUUUCGAGCAUGGAUAUUUGAUAUUUUGUCUACAUAAGAGCUGUUCUGCUUUGGCGAUCAAACACCCCAAGCACGACGAAAACAUUAAGACUAUCGACGUUCCGAAGAAACUAUUCUACAGUUCGUAUGUGAUGGGAGCAGUUGCCAUACUACUCAACUUGAUAGUCCUAAUUACUAUCAUUCUUGCGAGAUCUCUUCGCAAAACAACAUCCAUGUUGUUGAUUUUCAACAUGGCGCUAUGUGACUUGUUAAUUGGGAUUUACUCCAUAAUCAUUGGCAAUUUGAACAUUUUCAGUUUUCUCUCCAGUGUUCAGCUUGAGAAGAAAGUCGAGAAGCUUGUUUUUGGGGAUGGAAUUCUCUGUCCGCUUGCUACCGCCAUAUUUACCUCAGCCGAAUGUGUUGCAGCAGUUACUUCUCUUUUAUUAACUGUGGAAAAGUAUUGUUCAAUAGUACACUGCAUGAAUCCCGACAGACGUUUGGGAAAAAAGGUGGCUACGAUGUGUUUGGUGUUUUGCUGGGUUCUAUCGCUCGCAUACGCCAUUUCUCCUGAGUUUCACUUUCUCAAUCUCUCUUAUAGCGCAACAAUGAUGUGCAGCUUCCCAGUGGCGGGACGAGACACAUUUCUUAUCUGCUUGUGCGUUCUCGUGGCAUUUUACAUCGCUAAUAUCCCGCUAUACGUGCGGAUAUUUCUAUUUGUUCGCCACUCAGGUUCUCAAUUGGGGGUGAAAAGGGAAGCCACCAUCCUCAAGAAAAUUGCCCUUGUUGUUGGAAGCAAUUUUAUCUUACUUUUAACACCAAUGAUUUUGAUCCUUACCUUUGUACCCGUUGAAGAUAUCCAUGAUAAGAUUAAACUGAGGAGUGACCGCCAUAAUCAGAUUCUGUUUGUGUUCGGAUUUUGGUUUCCCAUUGCUUGUCUUGGCCUAAACUCCUGCAUAAAUCCAAUUCUGGGUGCUUUUAGGCAAGGAGUGUUCUUGAAACAGAUCAAAAAUGUCUUCAAAUGGCUCAGAAUUCCUCCGUCCUUUGGUGCCCUCCGAAGACAAGGAACUAACAGAUCGCAGUCACAAUUGAGCACUGCUUCAUCUCAGAUAGUUCUUUACAAAGUUACUCAGCUCAGCAGUGUGUGA
Pocillopora verrucosa is the source of this 1740-nucleotide messenger RNA. NCBI's taxonomy places the organism in Eukaryota, Metazoa, Cnidaria, Anthozoa, Scleractinia, Pocilloporidae. The record is from RefSeq and is a predicted model, not a curated record.